AUUUCCGUGGAUGCCUAUCGCCAAUUUACGUUUGAAGGUGCGCAAGAAAUAGCCACGAUGUUCGCGCACUAUCAAACGGUUACGGAGUGGGAUCGGAGCAUAGUUGACGACCUGAUUCCUUCCUACAGAACAUUCGAACAAUGGUUAAAGGAUAACGAAAAGAUGUUGCUGGACAUCUUCACCGAGCUGUCUAUGAAGGAAUACAAAGCUCCACCGUCUAAAAUAGGAACUUCAGUUGUCGAGGAGAAAGCACCCUGGACUUUGAGAUCUCUAUUUAGUCAUAGAUUUCCUGGAACUUCCAAGAUGAGCACGCCCGUAGCUCUCUCCCUGGCCACUCAAGAAGUUCGUCGACACACCCAGAGGUGUCGAAUAUUCAGUCAGCUACGAUACGAUGAGGCAGAGUCGGAUAGCUAA
Candidula unifasciata is the source of this 414-nucleotide messenger RNA. NCBI's taxonomy places the organism in Eukaryota, Metazoa, Mollusca, Gastropoda, Stylommatophora, Geomitridae. The record is from the annotation of a GenBank genome assembly.